GGCAAUGACAGAGACCAGAAGCAGCCGAACUUCUUUCCUGCCUUGGGUGACUCGCCAGCUUCUCGGAAUCGGUUCGUUGCAGCCCUGCUUUGACUCUGGCUUUCGAGCCAGCAAGCCAGAGAUGUCCGACAAGAUGUCAAGCUUCUUGCAUAUUGGAGAUAUUUGUUCUUUGUAUGCAGAAGGCUCAACCAAUGGAUUUAUCAGCACUUUGGGACUUGUGGAUGACAGGUGUGUUGUACAGCCAGAAACAGGUGAUCUUAACAACCCUCCUAAAAAGUUCAGAGACUGCCUUUUUAAAUUAUGUCCUAUGAAUCGCUACUCUGCACAGAAGCAGUUUUGGAAAGCUGCUAAACCAGGAGCCAACAGCACAACUGAUGCAGUGUUGCUCAACAAACUACAUCAUGCUGCAGAUUUGGAGAAGAAGCAAAAUGAGACAGAAAAUAAGAAGCUGCUUGGUACGGUUAUCCAAUAUGGCAAUGUUAUCCAGCUUUUGCAUUUAAAAAGCAACAAAUACUUAACAGUAAAUAAAAGACUUCCAGCUCUGCUAGAGAAGAAUGCAAUGAGGGUGACACUGGAUGAAGCUGGCAAUGAGGGCUCCUGGUUCUACAUACAACCAUUCUACAAACUGCGUUCCAUAGGAGAUAGUGUGGUCAUAGGGGACAAAGUGGUUUUGAAUCCUGUUAACGCCGGGCAGCCCCUGCAUGCUAGUAGUCAUCAGCUAGUGGACAAUCCUGGUUGCAAUGAGGUGAACUCGGUGAACUGCAAUACAAGCUGGAAAAUAGUCCUCUUUAUGAAAUGGAGUGAUAAUAAGGAUGAUAUCCUAAAAGGGGGUGAUGUAGUACGGUUGUUCCAUGCAGAGCAGGAAAAGUUUCUGACUUGUGAUGAGCACAGAAAAAAGCAGCAUGUCUUUCUGAGAACCACUGGCAGACAGUCGGCUACCUCUGCAACUAGCUCAAAAGCUCUGUGGGAAGUUGAGGUAGUGCAACAUGACCCUUGUCGGGGUGGAGCAGGAUAUUGGAAUAGCCUUUUUCGAUUCAAGCAUCUUGCUACUGGACACUAUUUGGCAGCAGAGGUAAAUCCUGACUAUGUGGAAGAUUACCAGGAAUGCCAGUCUUCACUAGAUCCAGACCAGGAUGCAGCCAGAAGGGGAUCACAUAAUGCACCAGAAAAGAUGGCAUACUCUUUAGUCUCUGUGCCUGAAGGAAAUGACAUUUCUUCCAUCUUUGAGCUUGAUCCCACUACUUUGCGAGGGGGAGACAGCCUUGUUCCAAGGAACUCCUAUGUCAGACUUAGACAUCUGUGUACGAAUACUUGGGUUCACAGCACCAAUAUCCCCAUUGAUAAAGAAGAAGAAAAGCCUGUGAUGCUUAAAAUUGGCACUUCUCCAGUGAAAGAGGACAAAGAAGCUUUUGCUAUAGUGCCAGUUUCUCCUGCGGAAGUUCGAGACUUGGACUUUGCAAAUGAUGCAAGUAAGGUGUUGGGUUCCAUUGCUGGCAAGCUGGAAAAAGGAACAAUAACCCAGAAUGAAAGGAGGUCUGUUACAAAGUUGCUGGAAGAUUUAGUAUAUUUUGUUACUGGAGGAACCAAUUCUGGUCAAGAUGUACUUGAAGUGAUGUUCUCAAAGCCAAACCGAGAGCGACAAAAGCUAAUGAGAGAGCAAAAUAUUCUGAAACAGAUCUUCAAGCUAUUACAAGCACCUUUUACUGACUGUGGAGAUGGACCGAUGCUGAGACUGGAAGAACUAGGGGACCAACGCCAUGCUCCUUUCAGACACAUUUGCCGGCUCUGUUAUAGAGUGCUGAGACACUCCCAGCAAGACUAUAGGAAGAACCAGGAAUACAUAGCCAAGCAGUUUGGCUUCAUGCAGAAACAAAUUGGCUAUGAUGUUUUAGCAGAAGACACCAUAACAGCAUUGCUGCAUAAUAAUCGUAAACUGUUGGAGAAGCAUAUAACAGCUGCUGAGAUUGAAACCUUUGUUAGCCUUGUAAGAAAAAACAGGGAGCCCAGGUUCUUGGAUUACCUGUCAGACCUUUGUGUGUCCAUGAACAAAUCAAUUCCAGUGACACAGGAGCUGAUUUGUAAAGCUGUGUUAAACCCAGCAAAUGCAGACAUACUCAUUGAAACUAAGCUGGUCCUGUCUCGGUUUGAAUUUGAAGAGUUAUCAUCUGGAGAGAAUACACUGGAGGUUGGUGAGGAUGAAGAAGAAGUCUGGUUAUUCUGGAGAGACAGCAACAAAGAAGUCCGCAGUAAAAGUAUCAGAGAGCUAGCUCAGGAUGCUAAAGAAGGGCAGAAGGAAGACCGGGAUGUACUCAGCUACUACAGAUACCAGCUGAAUCUUUUUGCUAGAAUGUGUCUUGAUCGGCAGUACUUGGCUAUAAAUGAAAUAUCUGGACAGUUGGAUGUAGACCUCAUUCUUCGAUGCAUGUCUGAUGAAAAUUUGCCGUAUGACUUGAGAGCUUCAUUCUGCCGGCUGAUGCUGCACAUGCAUGUUGACCGUGAUCCUCAGGAGCAAGUGACACCAGUGAAAUAUGCCCGAUUGUGGUCAGAAAUACCUUCUGAAAUUGCAAUUAAUGAUUAUGAUAGCAGUGGAACUUCCAAAGAUGAAAUCAAGGAGAGAUUUGCACAAACCAUGGACUUCGUGGAGGAAUAUUUAAGAGAUGUUGUCUGCCAAAGAUUCCCUUUCUCUGAUAAAGAAAAAAAUAAACUCACCUUUGAGGUGGUAAACCUAGCCCGAAACUUGAUAUAUUUUGGCUUCUACAACUUCUGUGACCUUCUAAGACUAACAAAAAUCCUCUUAGCUAUUUUGGACUGUGUACAUGUUGCUACUAUCUUUCCAAUCACUAAAGUAGCCAAAGGAGAAGAAAGUAAAGGGAGCAAUGUGAUGAGAUCUAUCCAUGGAGUUGGAGAGCUGAUGACCCAAGUUGUACUCAGGGGUGGUGGGUUCUUGCCUAUGACGCCACUGGCUGCUGCUCCGGAAGGUAACGUGAAGCAAGUUGAACCUGAGAAAGAGGAUAUCUUGGUAAUGGACACGAAACUGAAAAUCAUUGAAAUCCUUCAGUUUAUUUUGAAUGUGAGAUUGGAUUACAGAAUUUCAUGCCUCCUGUGUAUAUUUAAACGAGAGUUUGAUGAAAGCAAUGCACAGACACCAGAUUCACCAACAGGAAAUAAUAGUCCAGAAAUGCCCAAUGUACCAGGAGCCCUUGACUUUGAACAUAUUGAAGAACAAGCUGAGGGGAUAUUUGGAGGCAGUGAAGAGAAUACACCUCUAGAUUUGGAUGAUCAUGGUGGCAGAACCUUUCUUAGAGUGUUGCUCCAUUUAACAAUGCACGAUUACCCUCCACUGGUAUCUGGGGCCCUUCAGCUACUCUUCAGACACUUUAGUCAGAGGCAAGAAGUCCUUCAGGCCUUUAAGCAGGUUCAACUACUUGUUACCAGCCAAGAUGUUGACAACUACAAGCAGAUAAAACAAGAUUUGGAUCAGCUGAGAUCAAUUGUGGAAAAAUCAGAACUCUGGGUGUACAAAGGCCAGGGGCCUGAUGAAACAAUGGAUGUAACAACUGGAGAGAAUGAACAUAAGAAAAAGGAGGAAGGCCACAGCAAAUCCCGGAAACCUGAAAGCACUAGUAGCUAUAAUUACAGGGUGGUAAAAGAGAUUUUGCUUCGACUUAGCAAACUUUGUGUCCAAGAGAGUAUCUUGGUCAGGAAGAGCCGAAAACAGCAGCAGAGGUUGCUCCGAAAUAUGGGAGCUCACACCGUGGUACUGGAGCUUUUACAAAUCCCAUAUGAGAAAGCUGAAGAUACAAGGAUGCAGGAGAUCAUGAAACUUGCCCAUGAGUUUCUACAGAACUUUUGUGCUGGCAACCAACAGAACCAGGCUUUACUUCACAAGCACAUAAAUCUGUUUCUCAAUCCUGGGAUCCUGGAGGCAGUGACAAUGCAGCAUAUUUUCAUGAAUAAUUUCCAGCUUUGCAGUGAGAUUAAUGAGAGAGUGGUUCAGCACUUUGUGCACUGCAUCGAAACACAUGGCAGGAAUGUCCAGUACAUUAAAUUCCUACAGACAAUUGUGAAGGCGGAAGGAAAGUUCAUAAAAAAGUGUCAGGACAUGGUCAUGGCUGAGCUGGUCAAUGCAGGGGAAGAUGUCCUUGUGUUCUACAAUGAUAGAGCGUCUUUCCAAACAUUAGUGCAGAUGAUGCGAUCUGAAAGGGACAGGAUGGAUGAAAACAGUGCUCUGAUGUAUCAUAUCCAUUUAGUAGAACUUCUGGCUGUUUGCACUGAGGGCAAAAAUGUCUACACAGAAAUCAAGUGCAACUCUCUCCUCCCUUUGGAUGACAUUGUUAGGGUUGUAACCCAUGAAGAUUGCAUACCAGAGGUUAAAAUUGCCUAUAUCAACUUUCUAAAUCAUUGCUAUGUAGAUACAGAAGUUGAAAUGAAAGAGAUUUAUACAAGCAACCACAUGUGGAAGCUAUUUGAGAACUUCCUUGUUGAUAUCUGUAGGACUUGCAAUAACACCAGUGAUAGGAAGCAUGCAGAUUCUGUAUUGGAGAAGUACGUGACUGAAAUAGUUAUGAGUAUAGUUACUACUUUCUUCAGCUCCCCAUUUUCAGAUCAGAGUACAACUUUGCAGACUCGUCAACCUGUAUUUGUACAACUCUUGCAAGGUGUGUUCAGAGUGUACCACUGCAACUGGCUCAUGCCUAGCCAGAAGGCGUCGGUGGAAAGCUGUAUCAGAGUACUUUCAGAUGUAGCAAAGAGCAGAGCAAUCGCUAUCCCAGUUGACCUCGACAGCCAAGUCAACAACCUCUUCCUGAAAUCCCAUAACAUAGUGCAAAAAACAGCAAUGAACUGGAGGAUGACAGCAAGGAACGCAGCUCGAAGAGAUUCUGUGAUGGCUGCUUCGAGGGAUUAUCGUAACAUCAUUGAGAGAUUGCAGGAUAUUGUGUCAGCUUUGGAAGAUCGCUUACGUCCACUUGUCCAAGCAGAAUUAUCUGUAUUGGUGGAUGUCCUUCAUAGACCAGAGCUUCUCUUCCCAGAGAAUACAGAUGCAAGAAGGAAAUGUGAAAGUGGAGGUUUUAUUUGCAAGUUAAUUAAACACACUAAACAGCUGCUGGAAGAGAAUGAGGAGAAACUUUGUAUUAAAGUAUUACAGACACUCAGGGAGAUGAUGACCAAAGACAGAGGCUAUGGAGAGAAGAUGUUUGCACUUGGUGAAUUGGAUAAUGCUGAGCUGCCACAAUCACGAGAAAUGGAAAGCUCUAUAGAGGAGCUUGAUCAAAGUCUACCAGAGAGGCAGCUUGAAGAUCAAAAAAGGGGUGAGGCACUCAGACUAGUUUUGGUCAACCGUUACUAUGGCAACAUCAGAAGUGCAGGAAGAAGAGAGAGCCUUACCAGCUUUGGCAAUGGCCCAUUAUCUCCAGGAGGCCCUAGCAAAGCCGGGGGAGGAGGAGGCGGGUCUGGUUCCAGCUCGGCAAAUCGUGGUGAAAUGAGUUUGGCAGAAGUUCAGUGUCAUCUCGAUAAGGAAGGUGCAUCCAACCUGGUCAUAGACCUCAUCAUGAAUGCCACCAGUGACAGAGUUUUUCAUGAAAGCAUCCUGCUGGCUAUUGCCCUGCUGGAAGGCGGUAACACUAUUAUACAGGUAGGAGAAAUAUUGCUUCACUUUUAUUGGGCAGUAGAGAACUUAUCAGGACCCUCCACCAAACUGUUCUACUCGGAAGCAAAAAAAUUCUUCAAAGUUUUUUAUGAUCGCAUGAAAGUCGCUCAGCAAGAAAUCAAGGCUACAGUCACAGUUAACACCAGUGACCUAGGAAAUAAAAAGAAAGAUGACGACUCGGACAGGGAUGUACCAGCCAGGAAAAGAGCACUAAGGGAGCCUAUGACCCAGAUAACAGAGGAAGCAAGAGAUCAGUUGGUUGAGGCAUCUUGUGCCACGAGAAAGGCAUAUAACACUUACAGGAGGGAAGCUGAUCCUGACGACCAUUAUUCAACUGCAGAUGGAGCACCAACUACAGCAGACAAAAAUAAAGAUGAAUUGGAGAUGAGUGUUGUUAUCACAAUAAUGCAGCCCAUCCUGCGUUUCUUGCAGUUGCUGUGUGAAAAUCACAAUCGGGACCUGCAGAACUUUCUACGUUGCCAAAACAACAAGACUAAUUACAAUUUAGUGUGUGAAACACUGCAGUUUUUGGACUGCAUUUGUGGAAGCACAACUGGAGGACUUGGACUUCUUGGGCUGUACAUUAAUGAGAAAAAUGUAGCACUAAUCAACCAGACACUGGAAAGUUUGACAGAAUACUGCCAAGGACCCUGCCAUGAAAACCAGAACUGCAUUGCAACUCAUGAAUCUAAUGGCAUUGAUAUAAUUACAGCAUUAAUUCUCAAUGAUAUCAACCCACUGGGAAAGAAGCGGAUGGAUCUUGUAUUAGAACUGAAGAACAAUGCUUCUAAGUUACUAUUGGCAAUAAUGGAAAGUAGGCAUGACAGUGAGAAUGCAGAAAGGAUCCUUUAUAACAUGAGACCAAAAGAACUGGUAGAAGUAAUUAAGAAGGCUUAUCUGCAAGGUGAGGUUGAGUUUGAGGAUGGAGAGAAUGGCGAAGACCUUGCUGCAUCACCUAGAAAUGUGGGGCAUAAUAUUUACAUAUUAGCCCAUCAGCUUGCUCGUCAUAACAAGGAAUUGCAGAACAUGUUGAAGCCUGGAGGCCAAAUAGAUGGAGAUGAAGCUUUGGAGUUCUAUGCCAAGCACACAGCUCAAAUUGAGAUUGUUAGAUCGGAUCGUACUAUGGAGCAAAUAGUCUUCCCUGUGCCUAGUAUAUGUGAGUUCCUCACCAAGGAAUCAAAACUACGAAUCUACUAUACCACUGAGAGGGAUGAACAAGGCAGUAAGAUAAAUGACUUCUUUAUGAGAUCAGAAGAUCUUUUCAAUGAAAUGAACUGGCAGAAGAAACUAAGAGCUCAGCAUAUAUUAUACUGGUGCUCCCGCAACAUGUCCUUCUGGAGCAGCAUUUCAUUCAAUCUUGCAGUCCUUAUGAAUUUAUUGGUUGCAUUUUUCUAUCCGUUUAAAGGCGUCAAAGGAGGUACGCUGGAGCCCCACUUGUCAGGGUUACUCUGGACAGCCAUGCUGAUAUCACUUGCUAUAGUUAUUGCCUUACCUAAACCCCAUGGCAUUAGAGCUUUAAUAGCUUCGACAAUAUUGAGGUUAAUAUUUUCAGUAGGCCUACAGCCAACAUUAUUUCUUCUAGGGGCUUUCAAUGUUUGUAACAAAAUAAUAUUUCUGAUGAGUUUUGUUGGUAACUGUGGAACAUUCACUAGAGGAUACAAAGCCAUGAUCAUGGAUGUGGAAUUCCUUUAUCAUCUACUCUACCUUCUAAUCUGUGCAAUGGGGCUUUUUGUUCAUGAAUUUUUUUACAGUUUGCUGCUUUUUGACUUGGUGUACAGAGAGGAGACCUUGCUGAAUGUCAUUAAAAGUGUUACUCGCAAUGGACGUUCCAUCAUCCUGACUGCUGUUCUUGCUCUUAUCUUGGUUUACCUGUUUUCGAUAGUGGGCUACCUGUUCUUCAAAGAUGACUUUAUCUUGGAAGUAGAUAAACUACCUAAUGAGACGUUAUUGCCAGAUCAGCACACUGAAACUGGUGAAGCAAUGACCAGUGAGUUCCUGUAUUCUAAUGUAUGCAGAAUAGGCAGCAGUGAAAACUGUUCUUCUGUUGUUCCUUCCACAGAGCUGUUUUCCGAAGAAGCAGAAGAAGAGGAUAAAGAACAUACAUGUGAGACGUUGCUGAUGUGCAUUGUCACUGUGCUUAGUCAUGGCCUGCGGAGCGGGGGCGGCGUAGGAGAUGUGCUCAGGAAACCAUCCAAGGAGGAACCUCUUUUUGCUGCAAGAGUGAUCUAUGAUCUCCUGUUCUUCUUCAUGGUGAUUAUUAUUGUCCUCAAUCUGAUUUUUGGAGUUAUUAUUGAUACCUUUGCUGAUCUCAGGAGUGAGAAACAGAAGAAAGAAGAAAUUUUGAAAACAACUUGCUUCAUUUGUGGCCUGGAAAGAGACAAGUUUGAUAACAAGACAGUCACUUUUGAAGAGCAUAUUAAAGAGGAGCACAAUAUGUGGCACUACUUAUUCUUCAUUGUAUUAGUAAAAGUAAAAGAUUCCACAGAAUAUACAGGUCCUGAAAGCUAUGUGGCAGAAAUGAUAAAGGAGAGAAAUUUGGAUUGGUUCCCUCGGAUGCGUGCUAUGUCUCUCGUGAGUAGUGACUCUGAAGGAGAACAGAAUGAACUUAGAAACUUACAAGAGAAACUUGAAUCUACCAUGAAGCUGGUCUCCAAUCUUUCUAGUCAGCUGUCUGAGCUGAAAGAUCAGAUGACAGAGCAGAGGAAGCAAAAACAGCGAAUUGGUCUUCUAGGACAUCCUCCUUCUAUCAAUGUGAACCCACAGCAACCAGCAUAAAUCGGAUGGGUGGUUUGUUUCCCCACUGCAUAACAAGAGUUGAGAUUCAACCCUUAAAGCUGCUUCUAUGUAUUCCUAGCUCAUGUAAAUAAACCUGGUUUUUAUACAGAAUGUAUAGGACUGCUAUGAGAAGGUAUGGGCAUAUAUAUAUAGGCACAUCAUUGGAGGGUGGGGGGAAUAACAAUUGUGUCUCUCAAAAUGCCUUUGUAUAGGAAGAAGCUAAGGGCACACCUAACUUGCACUUGAAAAGGUUACUGACUGAAAUACCAUGUGACCUAUAUUUUGUAUUUAAAAACUUCAGAUAGCUAAUAUUUAUGUUUUUAUACAGUUGUGCAAUAUGACUUAUGCAAUCACACUAUACUUGCUACUUAACUCGUGUGUGUCCUAAAGGGACUGCACAUCUUUGAACCUGGUGUUGUCUUCUGUCAUGUACUGAAUGGCAUCAAAUGACAGCUAAGCAAGGUUGCUGCCAAACUGUUCCCAGUGAGGUUUCAUUCUCCAGGGCAUUUUUGUAACUUAUAGCAUUCCUUUAAAAAAUGACACAUCAUGGCAGUAGUGCUGCCACUUCCCUGACAAACAUUUUUCAUGAUCUGGUUUUUGUUUAAACAAAAAAAUCAAAAGUAAACACGCAAAAACACUGUUAAACUUGCUUUUAAUGAUCCAUUCCUGCACAUUUUUGGCAUGCAUUUUGGUUGACAGUCCCAUAAGUCCCAAGAGCUGUGGAAGAAGCUCGAGCAUUCAUUUAUGAAAAAGUAAGAGGGGAACUUUUCUUCAUUAUGGAAAAUUAAAACUCCAGUGGUUCCACACUAUUUGUGGAAUAGUUUUGCGUUUCUUUAUGGUGCCAUAUUGAUUUAGGACCUGGAAGGGUUUCUAGAGUCAGCCACCUCAGUGUAGCAUUUAUACAUUUCUUGUUUUGACAGAAGUACAUUUUCCUCAAUUAUGCAUUGUACCAACUGAACUAUGAACUAUGCUUUUUAGGACUCCUAGCUGAGCACUGAUUUUGUAAUACUUGCGAAAGAGCCAGUGGUUUUGGAUUGUGUGUCAGUUUUCCUUCCAUCUUAAUCACAUUUUUGUUGUUCCUGAUAUCUGAAAAAUUAUAUAUAUAUAUAUAUAUAUAUAUAUAAAUAUAUAUAUAAAUAUAUGUCACCUAGUUUUGUAUAUGGUCCUCAUUUUACGGAAGUUAAUUCUUUGCUUUGAAAAAGAAGCUGAGAGCUAAAGAGAGCUUAUUAAAGUUUGUAAAUGCAUAAAGAUAUUUAAAUAAAUGAUAGAAUAAUAAUGUACAGUG
Messenger RNA from Varanus komodoensis (Komodo dragon), 9707 nucleotides. It is a transcript of the gene ITPR1, whose product is annotated as inositol 1,4,5-trisphosphate receptor type 1. Lineage: Eukaryota; Metazoa; Chordata; Lepidosauria; Squamata; Varanidae. Gene Ontology annotation, cellular component: endoplasmic reticulum; membrane. The record is from RefSeq and is a predicted model, not a curated record. Gene Ontology annotation, molecular function: inositol 1,4,5 trisphosphate binding; inositol 1,4,5-trisphosphate-gated calcium channel activity. Bases 5 to 8422 code for a protein of 2805 amino acids. The transcript has 62 exons. Gene Ontology annotation, biological process: calcium ion transmembrane transport.